AUGGAUGCGUCUCUUACCAUUUUCAUCACGGAGCUAAACAGACACUUCGAAGUAUGUUUCGACACCAAGUUCCACGAGGAGUUCGAAGCGCGCUACCGGAGGAGUUUCGACCAGGCACUCGGAUCGGCAUUCGAGCCGCGGUUCCAGGAAAUCGGCGAGAUAGUCUGGAACAUGACUCGAGAAGAGGUGCGCGCAAGAAUCUCCGACGACGUCCAGCAGAACGUGUAUCGGUCGAUUGGCUGCGAGGUCCUGCGCCGCUUGAACAACGAGGUCGGGGACGGGGUCAAUUAUGGCAUACUCCCGCGCCUGCAGCUGUCUCCAGAAGUUGACGAGGCGAUCUUCCGCGAGGCGUCUGACGGCCAGUAUGACACGUUACUCCAGGAUAAAUUCCAAGAGGUCUACGAGGAGAAAUUCGCACGAGAGUUCAGAGUUUGGUUCAUCCCCGCGUUCGACGAGGCUUUUGUCCACGUCUUCGACAAGAACUUCGACGUGGUCUUUGCGGCGGUGGCCCUGGAAGAGCUGUCUAAAGUAACCACCUAG
This is a messenger RNA of Fonsecaea multimorphosa CBS 102226, 540 nucleotides long. RefSeq lists its product as uncharacterized. The transcript has a single exon. Bases 1 to 540 code for a protein of 179 amino acids. The record is from RefSeq and is a predicted model, not a curated record. Lineage: Eukaryota; Fungi; Ascomycota; Eurotiomycetes; Chaetothyriales; Herpotrichiellaceae.